Panicum virgatum (switchgrass) is the source of this 1068-nucleotide messenger RNA. RefSeq lists its product as uncharacterized. NCBI's taxonomy places the organism in Eukaryota, Viridiplantae, Streptophyta, Magnoliopsida, Poales, Poaceae. The record is from RefSeq and is a predicted model, not a curated record. The transcript has 5 exons. Bases 1 to 1068 code for a protein of 355 amino acids.
AUGGGGACCAUCGGGUCUCCCCUGCUCGUGCCCCGGUUGCAGCUGCCUACCGCGCCGUUGAAGCUAUCCUUCAUCGCGCGCCGCAGCGGAGGGAAGAGAAAGACAGAGGAGGCCACUGAUGAGACUCACCGGGUCAAGGCGGAUACAUCUCCUCCGUCAGUCGGGAGCCCGCCACGGUCCCACGCUCAUCGGGAGGCAGCGCAGGGUGGGGAGGAGGAGGCCGAAGGGGUGGGACGGUCCGCGGCUGAGGAGGCCACGCUGGUGGAGGUGAUGUGGACGCCACCCGCAUCUCUGCCAAGUCCGCCACAGGAGGACCCGGGCCGGGAGCUGUUUCCCGUUGGCCAGGAUCCCGUCCUGCCUGGGGCCGGCCGCGCGGAGCAGCAAGAGCCCGGGCGGGACGAGUCGGCCGGGCUGGCGGAGGAACUCCUAGCCACCGCGCGCCGCGUGAUAGAUUUUCUGUGUCAAUCCCUGGCUGGCCUGAGCCGGCGGGCCGCCGAGAGGCUACAGGGUGUACCGUCCGCGGGAGGCCGGCUUGAGCAGCUCGAGUCCCAGCUGGCCAAGCUAGAGGCUCAGAACCGCCUGCUGGAGAGGCAGUGGGCGAAGACCGAGAAGGAGCUCGCGAAGGAGAAGCGCGGGCUGGAGAAGGAGGUUCGUGCCCUGAAGCAUGACCUGGCGGCUUGCGACAAGGCCAAUGCCGACCUGCAGAAAGGUCGGGAUGCCGCGGAAGCGAGGGAGGGUGCCACCGAGGACAAGCUCCGCCUGGAGCGUCAAGCGCGCGAAGGCGCAGAGGCUCGGCUGGCCGAGGCGCUCGAGGCCCUGGGGCGAUUCACCGGCAAGGUGGAUGCCAUCCUCGCCACCUUCGAGCCGGAGGGCAUGGCUGUGGCGGAGGACCUGGAGGCGCGGCUGGAAGCGGCGCGUGAGCGGCUGGAAGGCUUCGCCAGGAAGGUUGCCGAGAGCACGGCCCAGUACACCCUGGGACUCGUGAAGUCCCACUUCUCGGAGGCCGACUUGGAGCCGGUGGGUGACGGGAUUGCACCGGACACCUCGGACCUUGCCUGGUCCGACUAG